GUGGCUGCCAUAGCAACAAGAAAAUGCUGAGUGAAGGCCUGAGUGAACGCUUCCAUGAAUUAAGAACACCGCAAUUUGUAUUUGCAUAAUACGCAGAUAAUUGUGUUGAAAACUCUUAUAAUGGACCAGCCGUCCUAUAACUUCGCACUGACUUCGAUAUAGUUUUAUUUUGACUGAAAAAUAAGCAUAUUAUUCCGUAGCUACAAUGGUAGACACGCGUGUGCUUCCCAGUGGUAAAGUUUACCGGCAGAUGUUUGACGCUCAGGUUCAGCUGUCUCUGGCUCUCUUUGAGUCGCGGAGGAAGCGCGUCGGGGACGAGGGCGACUGUCUGCUCAGCGGAGACGCGGCAGACUCAGCGUCACAGCAGCUCAAUGCGACGUUCAACUUCACCACACAGAACACACUUUACUCUUGUGGAAAAAGAAAUGAGGACCAGGAUGAUAGUGAGGAGGUUUGGGGUCUUCCAGACACUGUUGUUCCAGAGAAAAAAACCUCAGACAUCAUUGAUCGUCUUGCGGAGAAAAGGCGAAGGGAUCACAACGAAGCUGUUUGUCAGUUGCAGACAGAACUCUCCAGCAUCAGUGUGGGUUUUGAACCAUUAUUCAGACAGACAGGAAAGGAUAUGCUUCUCAGAUUGUCAGAGCAUAAUGACAAUACUGAAAACCUUAUGCAAAAGAUCGAAAACAUCUCUGAUUUGACAGCACACAGCUAUCAGGACAUGCAUGACAUCUGGAACAAAGUCUGCUAUGAAUCUUCCUUGAAAAGAAAGUGGAUUAAAGAGCUAGAUGAGAUAUAUGCCAAAUAUGAAUCUGAGAGAAAAGCUAUGAUUUCAGCAUUAUUGAGAAAGUCCACAACAAAACUGGAGAAAAUCAGUUAUUUGAUGCCAUGUGAUGUCCACAGACUGAUUGACAGUGAAGCCAUGAUGAUAAACCAAGCUCUGCUAGCAAAUCAGCAUGCUUUGGCCAAACUGUGCUUGAAUUUGAUGGAGAAACAUUUGCAGAUGGACAUUUCCCAAAGGCUGAGAUGGGAGGAAAAGCUCCAAGAUUGGAAACAAAUAAAACUUAAUGACACAGUUACCCGGUUCAGAGACGUUAUGAACAGCCCUGACAUUCAGAACCCUAAAAACAUUCAAGAUACUCUGAGCACUUUGAAGUCAGAUCAGAAAACACAGAGAGAUAAACGCAUCCAAACGCUGGAGAUGAUUAGAGACAUGAAGCCUCCAAGAAUCUCAAAGUCAUCAGUUGCAGAGUGGUUUUCAGCCCUGUCUGUCAUCAAUGAGCAAAUAGAUUGUAUUCACAUUGCCACAAUGGAAAAACUUCAUAAAAACUUUGAGAACAACUGGCAAGUAUGUUUGGCAGAGGUUGAUCUCUUUAAGACAGAGGUGUCCACAUACGGAUUCACCACCGACGAAAUACAGAAUAUUGUUAACGUGGAGAUACUACCUCUCAUUGGCCAGCGCCAAUCACAAACUGAGAUCUAUUUAGAAAAACUUGACAAAGCUUUUGAGUGUUUAGCCAAAACCGCAGCUUAUGACAGUAAGUGCCUGUUCAAGUUUAUGUGUGGGGCAGCUCAGCUAUGGGAAAACCACUGUGCAGGCAUGUUGAACAGAGAACAGCAGCUACAAAAUUCACUGGAGUCCCUCAGUCAAGUCCACGAACUAGAGAACCAGAGGAAAGAGGCCCAGCUGGAUAUGAUGUUGGACAAACUCAGGCAGGAAAGCUCAGAAGAAGCUCUGAAAGCCUCUUUAAAGAAGACACUAAACUAUUUGGAAGAGGUUAAGAAUGGGUAUAUGAGCAUUUAUAAAGAGGAAGUUGAAACUGUGGAGUCCUACCCGUCGUUAGUCUUGCAGGAAUUACAAGCAUACAGUCAUUCUGUCAGCCAAUUUUUUAAUGUCAAAGAGAUUUAUGGCCAGGACUCAAAGGGUUUUUGUCAACUUUAUCCCUCUCUUAAACUUAGUCGAAGCAUGACAAAUAUUAAAAAUGAAAUAUUGGAUGCAGAAUUUGAGGUGAAACACAGAGGCUCACAAAAGCCACAUUUCAACCAUCAAGGAACAUUCAGCUGGUCCAGUGCAAUGGAUGUCCAAGAUUGUAAGGCUUUAGAAUUUUCAGUCUCUCAAACCAAAGAGACUCUCACUACUGUAAAAGGAAAUGUGUACAACUGCUAUGGGUUUCACACUACCCACGAUGAGGAACAAGAGACACACCUUAAGGAAACUGAGCUGGUUUUCUACCCAAAGGCUCUCAUUGUUGAAUUGCUAAAAGAUGUAAGACACACAUUUUUCAGCCAUCUGGAAGAGAGGUUUCAUAUUACUCUAACCAACACUAUCACUGUGGUGGAAGCCAAAAAAAGGAAACUGAAAGCUGAGCUGGAUCUUCGCCUACAGCUCCACCAACCACGUGCUGCAAGAAUAGAGAUGGGCAUUCACAAUGUCAGAGCAGCUGAACUAGUGCUACAUCGAGAACGCAUGGAUCGACACUGCAAGGGUAUACUGGACGUCCUAGAAGACUGCCGGACAGGAGUACAGGAGUUACAGAUCCAGCAAAAUAAACUGACGAAAGACUUCCUAAUGCAAAUCUACAAUAGAGAGAAAGAUUUUACCAUUGCCACCAAUUCCGAAAAGAUAAAUAAACUCCGUACCUUGCUUCAAACCAACCUGAACAAGCACAUCUGUAUCAUCCAGACUUUACAAAGAGACAUUAGACAGAAGACAGAGUUCAGAUUGGAGGCCCUUAGGGACUCAAACGUUCAGAUAAUGAGAUCUUUCAAAUUGUUUUCUGAGGGUGGGAAUUUUACACCCCAAGAAAUUGAAGUCUUUCAUUCACAUCUGGAAAAAAUGGACAAGCGCAUUGAUUCUGCAGAGUGGGCCGUAAUUCAGGACAUGGAAGAAAGAGAAACAAAGUGUCUGGAGCAGGCCAAGGAUACACUCAGGAAGUUUGAGGAAAAAUUCAGUUUUCUUGCUAUCGAUCUGAAGUUUCUUGAAAAAAUGCAACAAAUUUUUACAAAUACACGGGUCCAGAUCAGAGGCGAGGCUUUUAAGAGUAACAUGCAGAAAAAGGCGAUUGACAGCAUGCUGAGUAAUUUAAAGGAAAUAACUGCUGACUAUGAUCAACCCAGGUCCAAUAAGAAGAUUGUAAACAAAGUGGAGAUAACCAGUUUGACAACUUCUUUGAUGGAGGAAGUAAAGAAGAGGUGUCAGUACCUUGACUGCUUCUUGGAUGCCUCUAUGGCUGUUCCCCGACCAAAGACUCCACUUCAGGGGGCUUUUGCAGUUGCAGCUCGCCCUAGGUCCCAUAUACAGGAAAAAACAGUCAGUCCAGAUGGAGAUGGCCUGCUCCAUCCUAGCCGCAUUGGAGUGUCCUUCCUGGAUGAUGCGGCUGUGGGGGUUAUCAAAGGCCUGCUCAAGGUAGGCAAAGCACAAGACCUCAAGGAGGCAAACUUUGACCCGAUAGAAAGACGCUCUUCAGCAGCAAGGAUAAACUCCCCUCUUGGAUCAGAUUGGAGGUCAGGAAAGAGCCCCAGUCAGUCUGGAAUAGAGACUCUGCGCAGAAAGUCAGUGGAGUCAAUGACUACCCAAAGUUUAAGGAGAAUCUCCAAACCCAACCGCUUUGAUAAGAAGUUCCUUAUUUUUGGCUCAAAACCUGAAGAGCAGCAGGACAGUGUUCCCUUUAAAGCCUCAAUCACCAAUAUUCUGUGGAAAGCCAAUGAUAUUCUCCUCUUGGUGGCAGAGGAGUUCUAUAAGAAGAAAGAGCGCCGCUCUAUCACUCGGCCUGAGCAACUGCAGGAGACAUUUGAUCAGUGUGCAGAGGAGAUACACAAAAGACUUCUUAGCUACCAGAGCCAGUCACAUGAUUACCACAACAGCUGUCUGCAAGAAUUUCAGCUCCAGUUGAAGGCCAUUGAAGAGUUUCUGAGCAGCGUACCAGAGAAGCUUUUUUCUAAACUAAGAGAUCAAUACCUUGAGGAGCUGAUGCAAAACAUGACAGAAAUUCAACACCAGUUUCAACUAGCUCAGCAGCAGAGUGAACAAAAGCGGAGGGAGCACAGUGGUCAGUUGAGUGUUCGUCUGAGCCAUCCGGCCUGUGAGACAGAACUGAAGCAACUGAUGCUGGCUGAGGAGGAGAGACAGACAAAGCAGAGACAAGCCAUCCAGAAUACCAGACAGGAAGUUCAGGCCUGUGCACUCAAAAAUGCAGAAGAAUUUGUCACUGCUCUUGCCAGGUUGGCAGAGACCUUACUCUUCCAAUUCGAUAACCUCAUAACCAUUCAUGAGGUUCAAGUGGGAUAUGCUGAACAAAAGAAAGCUAAUAUUGCUACACUCAUCCGCCAAACACAAACGGACCUUCUGCUGGAAAACAAGAGCAGUACUCUGAUGCAGAAAGGCAGCAGAACAUGGUCAGGCAUUUGCUACUUUGGAUCCACUGAUGGCAGCUCAUUUCAUAAACAAUCUCAGGAAACGGCCACCAUCACAACUGCUAAAACCACACUAGGGCAUCUUAAGGCCAUUGAGGAGCGAGACGCAGUGCAUGAGAACUAUGGGCAGAGGGUUCAGGAGGAGCUGUUCAAAGCCCAGCGAGAGUGUGACGCUCAAGAAAGACAACAGCAGCAGUGGCAUGACCACUGGCAGAGUCAGCUAAAAACCCUCGCUUCACUCAACUCUGAAUGACCAUGAGACAUUUAUGAACACUGACAAUCUAAGCCGAGGCAUUAAACAGCCUCAAAGAGAAAGGACACUACACUAAACUACAUGGACUUCUCUUUCAACUGUGCUAACUCAACAUUUACACGCUAAUCUGUUCCAUGAUGUUGGAUUCAUGCAUGGAUUAAAAUAAUGGCUGUUAUGAAUAGGCUAAUACAAAGUUUGAUGACAUAAAAAAUGUUUAUUCCAUAUUUUCAAGUUUAAUUGGUAACUGUUGUGCAAUGAUUAAAUAAAAGCAAAUUCUAAUAAAUGCAA
Messenger RNA from Cyprinus carpio (common carp), 4951 nucleotides. RefSeq names its product coiled-coil domain containing 180 (gene ccdc180). The record is from RefSeq and is a predicted model, not a curated record. NCBI's taxonomy places the organism in Eukaryota, Metazoa, Chordata, Actinopteri, Cypriniformes, Cyprinidae.